AUGCUCAUAAAUCAGUUAUCUGAUUAUUAUAUGGUGAUCAAGAAAUGCUUUGAGUCAGGGUGUUUGAAUGAAGUUGAGUAUGCAUGCAAAUGCUCUUCUCUUGAGACUUUAUCUUGUAAAGUGCACGCUGUGGAGCAUGUAAACUUGCCUAAUACAGUUCACAAUUUUGUAUCAAUUUUUAUGCAUCCUUGUGAAGGGACAAAAGAAGCGAUUCUUGAAUUCCUUACAAUAGAAAAUUCAAAAUAUAGUGAGUUGAGAAGAAAAUUAUAGAUUCCUUUAGCCAGUGUCUUCCCUCACUUUUAUACUUAAUUAAGUAUAUAUUAA
Blepharisma stoltei is the source of this 324-nucleotide messenger RNA. NCBI's taxonomy places the organism in Eukaryota, Ciliophora, Heterotrichea, Heterotrichida, Blepharismidae. The record is from the annotation of a GenBank genome assembly.